CAUUCCAGCUAAUCAAAUCACUUGGGUGUGAACCACGCAGGCGUCUGAUCCGUAAUUCCCUGAAUCUGGAUUAGAACUCUAUGUAGGUCGGUUCAGAGCUGCUUCUCAACCUUCGUCAUUUUAACUGUUUUCCUACCUUUUCAGUCGAUAGAAAGCAUGAAAGGGAGAUGCAAGAUAAAGGGCCCGAUAGAAGUACGCGAUGAAUCGGCGGACAUCGGCGCUAGCCUCUAUCCCUCUGCUUUUUUGCCAGCCGAGCCAAACGCACCUGUUGCCGCCUUGACCGCCUCGGAUAUGGGCGGUAGAAAUGCAGGUACUAGACGCUCGAUCAAUGUUAGUGAGAAGGUCUACCUUGGAGUACGUGUCAAAAUGCCUGUGAGGGACCUGCUGAGAAAUAUUCGCCUAGCCAAAGGCAGUGACUCUCAAGACUUGAAGGAUGGAUAUAGCAAAACAGCAAAAGGCGAUAAGAAGCGGGUCAAAACUUGCAGAGCUAAGGGAAAACACCUCAGAAAAAGCCUAGAAGAGCUGGCAAUCAUUGUGGAGGUGCUAGAGGAGGAUCUUAGGACCUGUAGUACCUACCACUCCUCUUCACAAACUUUAUUGUCCUCCACCCUUUCAGUGUGCCCUGGGUGGUCUUCAUCAGGUGCGGAGUGCAAUAGUGAAGAGUCUGGUGAAAUAAUCCCUAGCCCUGAAUCCUAUGUGAGCUACUCAACGGGCAAAGCGAAGUGUCAUCAGGUUCCAUCUCCUUCUAGCUUCCUCCACACCAGUAUUCCUCCUUCCAGUUUUUUAGACAUUGGUAGAGGGGAGAACUGGUUUCAUCUUCAGAAACAUCCCUGGAACCAAAAUAGCUCUGCUUUCUUUUGGGCCCAGUUGCAAAAAGAGGAGGAUCAGUUGGGGGACAUCUCUGAUGCAGUACUGCUGGCUGCCGAUGAACACGGUAAAACAGCUCUCCAUAAGGUGUCAUGUUUUGGGAAGAGGGCACUGGGCUACGCCAUAGCUAAAAGGAUGGUUGCACUUAAUGGCCUAGACCUCAAAGAUGCUGAUGGAAUGACUGCCCUCCUCUAUGCUGCAAAACAUAACCACCACCUUAUGGUGGCAGAUCUUAUUCAUCUGGGCGCUAAUGUGAAUGAGACAAAUAACUUGGGAAAGUCCUGUCUUCAUCUCAGUGCUGAGAAAGGCUACUUUCGAGUCCUGGAGGUACUAAAACAUUUAAUGACGCAUGGUCUGUAUGUUGAUGUUGAAGCUGCUGAUAACUCUGGGAUGAGUGUCCUACAGUGUGCUUCUCUGUCUCUGAAGGCCAUAGUACGUGAGCUAGAAAAUAGUAAACACCCAGUUCACACUCCACUCUAUGCACUUCACCAAGAGCAGAUGAUGGAGACCCUGGAAUGUCUGCUGCAGAUGGGCAGCUACCGCCAUACCAUGGGGAGCCAGGGUAUCCAACCUGGAACUGGCUGAUCUUCCUGCACAUUUGCCCGGCAGGGCAUUUUGGGAACCCGACAGUAAUGUUUUGAGUUAAUUUAGGCUUGAAUUUGACAUGGAGAGACACUUGUUUGUAGAGCUGGUUUCUCCAGUGAAUUCAGCCAUUUUAUGUAAAGCAUCUAAUGUUUUGUGUGGUAAAAAUGCCUGACUUGCAACCAGGUAUUUAUUGUAAUCUGCAUAGAAACAUUAGGUGCCACUAAGCUGGUUUUUAUAAAACUUCCUUUGUUUGUUACAUUAAAGUAACAAAUUGUUCUCAGUUUGUCUGUGGAGGUAAAGUCCAUGAGUGUAAAAUGUUAAGUACAGUACGUGGACUGAAAUCCAAUGAGGGUGUGUGUGUGUGUGUGUGUGUGUGUGUGUGUGUGUGUGUGUGUGUGUGUGUGUGUGUGUGUGUGUGUGUGUGUGUGUGUGUGUGUGUGUGUGUGUGAGAAAUAAGGCCUGUGUUUUCUCUAAUUUAAUCCUAUCCAUGUUGAAACAAGACAUUUUGUAACAAUCUUCCUUGAAUUCAAAGGUCAGAGUGCCUAGCAGUUUAAUUUGCAUUUGGUCUCAGGCACAACCCACAUAUCUAUACUGAAUAAAAAAGUAUAUUCAGUAUACAGACAGUGUUACUGUAUCUAACUGAUUGUACAAUAUUCUUUCUUAUUCUCUGUACAAGGUAUUGUUGUAUUGGGAACCGUACAGUAGAAAUGAUACAUCACAAAUGUUUCACGAAUGAUGAUGAUGAUGAUAAAACAUCUGAGCACAAUAAAUGGGGAAUUUUUAGGGUUCUGUAAGUAACUUGACUAGUGUCAAAUGUAUUGGUUUGGAGCUUUGGCUUUUUAUAUAGUGUUUUUUUUUUGUUUGUUUGUUUUUUUAGUAAUCUGGGUUAAAUUUUAUAACUUAGAGGGAUCUUUGUAUUAUUGCUAUAUUUUAAUAUAUCAUAUCAUUAUAUUAUAAUAUCACCAAACUGAUGAUUAAUCACAUUUUUUUGUCCUGUGCAAGAUUCAGACAACCCAUGGUGGAAUUACCCAUUACCUUUUCACUAUGCAUGUGUAUGCAUAGUUUGAUCCUGCUCUUGUUUUAUAACUGUGUUGCUGCUGCAACACAGAAAUGUUCACAUUGUUGGGACUAAUAAAGGAUUAAUCUUAAUUAUGAUUUCAAAUAAAUAUGAUGUUUCAGUUGUAA
Molecule: messenger RNA, 2637 nt
Organism: Betta splendens (Siamese fighting fish)
Lineage: Eukaryota; Metazoa; Chordata; Actinopteri; Anabantiformes; Osphronemidae
Exons: 11
Coding region: 157-1452 (431 amino acids)
Biological process (GO): regulation of gene expression
Cellular component (GO): nucleus
Molecular function (GO): DNA binding; POU domain binding
Source: RefSeq, a predicted model, not a curated record